This is a messenger RNA of Sceloporus undulatus (fence lizard), 3419 nucleotides long. RefSeq names its product EPS8 like 1 (gene EPS8L1). The transcript has 20 exons. Lineage: Eukaryota; Metazoa; Chordata; Lepidosauria; Squamata; Phrynosomatidae. The coding region runs from base 30 to 2063 and encodes 677 amino acids. Gene Ontology annotation, cellular component: plasma membrane; vesicle; ruffle membrane. Gene Ontology annotation, biological process: positive regulation of ruffle assembly; Rho protein signal transduction; regulation of Rho protein signal transduction. Gene Ontology annotation, molecular function: actin binding. The record is from RefSeq and is a predicted model, not a curated record.
UCUCAGAUAAGGAAGCUUGUGCUAACAUCAUGAGUGACUCAGGAAGCCUAGUUGGUGAUGUCCCUAAACUCAGUGCCAGAGCCAUAUAUGAGCAGAGGAAGAAGUAUUCCAACAUCAUCAUGGCAGAUGUCUCCCAGUACGCUGUCAAUCACCUGGUGACUUUCUCAAUUGGAGAAGAAGAUGACUUGGCAUCUGUGGAGGAUGCCACAAGGAAACUGUCCAUCAUGGAUGCCCAAGGGAAGAUCUGGGUUCAGGAAAUGUUACUUCAAGUCAAUGGAUCGGCUAUCAAGCUCUUUGACAUAGACUCAAAGGAGGAACUGGAGAACUAUGGAUUGGCAGCCGUGGCUCGUUGUGAGGCUGUUAGACCCGAAUCCCGGUCCCAGCCCUUGCUUCUGCUUGUGUGCCAGGAAUCCAGUCAGCUGAAACCUGAUGUCCAUUUCUUUGAGUGUGACCACACUGGGGCAGAACUGAUCCGACAGGACAUUAACAGUGCUUUGCUGGACUUCAAGUCAGGAGGAAAUACCCAAAGGAAGGAAGCGCUCAGAGCUACCCAAAAGUGGAUUGGCAACCAGACACAAAAGACUAAGGAUACCGUCCCUCAGCUUCCCCGACAGAUGCCUUCCAGGACAAAGGUCAUUGCACCAGAGCAAAAAGAGAACGACCUCUUGGCAGGGGAGACUGACCCAGCCCUCAUCCGUGCUGAGAAAGACGUGGAGCUGUUGAACCGGGUUUUUGAUGAUGUGGAAGCCUUUGUGGGGAAGCUACAGAAGUCUGCUGAAGCUUUCCGUGUACUGGAUCAACGCAAACGUUCUGCCAGGGGCCGUCGUCGAGAGCCAGGAGAGGGCCUCCUGACAAUCCGAGCUCGCCCUCCUUCCCAAGAUGAGUUUGAGGACACUUUGGCUAAGAUAAAAUAUUCUUUCAGCCUUCUGGCAAGGCUGAAGUCUAACAUCACAAACCCUACCUCAGAGGAACUGAUACAUUUUCUCUUCAACCCCUUGAAGAUGAUUGUGGAGUCUUCUGGGGGACCAGCAUUUGCUUCUGAGGUGCGCAGUCCCAUGUUGACCCUGGAGGCGGUCACAUUAAUGCGCAGCUGCUUAGGGGAACGUGAAGCUGAGCUGUGGCAUUCACUGGGAGACAACUGGAUCAGGCCAAGACUAGAGUUCCCCAGGGACUAUGCUGCUCCCUACACCCCAACUUUCCAAAGUGGGUGGGAGCCGCCACGUCUGGACCAAUCUGGACAGCCUUGGGAAGAUCCAGUAGAGAUGCAACACCGACAUGAAGAACGUCGCGCUCAGCAAUCAGCUGCCAAAAUUGCAGCCAAUGGACACAGACAUCCAGACAGUAAAGUGGUAACUUGUACCCAUAACUUCACAGCCAGAAACAAUAAUGAGCUGUCGGUGCUUCAGGGAGACACAUUAGAGGUUUUGGAAGACACCAAGAAAUGGUGGAAAGUUCAGAACCGCUAUGGACAAAUUGGUUAUGUCCCCUAUAAUAUUCUUAGCUUAGUUCUGAUUGAGGAGGAGUCCAAUGUCCAGAACCACAAAAAAGAUGCCCAGAUCAAUGGAAUUAGUCCUGUGAUAAGCAAGAAAGCUCCACCCCAGCCGCCACCAAAGACCAAAGGUUUGUACUCCAAUGGCAGGAACUGGGCCAGCACAGAGAGGCUUAGCAUGGACCUGAAUGAGCGAGAGCGUUUCAGCACCGUCAAUGAGGAGCUUGCCCUGAGGCUGGCCAAUGGGUCAACUGGCCGCAAGAAUCUUCAUAUCCAGCGUGCUCCAGAUACCAGUGUGCCUUUAGGAUAUGAUUCAAAUGCUGCUCAAGUCCGGACCUGGCUAGAGGCCAAAGGAUUCAACCCAUUGACUGUAAAUGCCUUUGGAGUUCUGAGUGGAGCUCAGCUGUUCUCCUUGCAGAAGGACGAGUUCAGAGCUGUCAGCCCAGAGGAAGGAGCUCGAGUCUACAGCCAGGUUACUGUCCAGAGAGCCCUGUUGGAGGAUUCUGGGAAAAUAUCAGAACUAGAAGCAGUGAUGGAGAAACAAAAAAGGAAACUGGAAGGAUUGACUGGAUAGAGGGGAGAUCUUCUUUCUCUGAUGAGGGAGUGCCCUCUGCUGAAGAAGUCCUGAACUACUGGGUGCUAGAUUCAGACAUCACAAUCAAAAUUCCUUCCACGCACCCAAAAUGCACCUUUUAGAGGAACAUUUACCGUUUUUGUGUUGCGUGCAUAAUUUAUGUUUCUGAUCACUUGCCAAAAAAAAAGGUCUUUUCCAAUCAUAUUCCUGGUUCCCUCAAUUUCCACUGUUGAAAUAGCUGUCAAUGAGCAUUUCCGAGACCUCUCCCUCACACACAUGGGAAAAGUUUUAAAUACUGGCACCUUCCUCUUCCUUUGUAACACAGAAUAGUCAUGUUGCACUUAUUUAUCUUCUUUUGUGAAAAAAAAAUGAUGUUUACUUAGGUUUCUUGUGUGUAGAUAAGGAAAAUAUGAAAUGUUACCUUUUUUAUCAUUAGUUCAGUUUUCCAUUCUUCAUUUAAAUCUAAGCUUAGCUAUUGUUGCACAUAUUCUUUUGUUUGUGGGGCAUGAUUUUAUUAGCCAUCGAGAUGCAUUAAAAUGGUCAUUUCCCCCUCAUGUUUACUUUGCACACUGCAUCAUAGAGGUUGUAGUCCAGACUCUGACUCUCCAUCCCAUGAAGAAAAGUUGGCAAUGCAUGAUUGUUUUAGGCCAGGAAUGUUCUCUUUCCCAAAUUUAUCCAGCUAUCCUUACCUGACUAAGGAACAAUAGAGGCUGCAGCGAGAAGGGGAGAACUUGGCACAAAAACGUUAAAAUAUCUCAGGAACAGUGGCAUGUCUUCCAACAUUUCAUAGAUGAAAACCAAUACAUGUGUGACCAAGUAACAUCAGAGUGUGGUCAAGAUGACAAAGGCUGUUAAUGAAGAAGAAUAUGAAAACUAGGAAAGUCUGCUGCAGUUUGCCUUUUGCCUAAGCAAAAUUCCACUCUCCUUUCCUGCUAAUGGAGUGCAGCCUAGUUUGAUACUUUGCAGCCAUUGAAGAAAGGAAAGAAAAAGGGUAGAAAGUAGGAAGAGAAAAGAGAAACUGGAACAUUUUAAAAGAGCUGAAAAGGGGGGACUGUUGUUGCCAGAUCAGGACAGUUGAUGGGUAUGUAAUGGCCUAAAGUGAAGUGCCAAUCCCAGCUUGAUCCCAUGCAUUGAUAUCGAUGGAGUUUGCACACAUGUUGACUUAUCAUUCAGCAACUGAUUCAAUGAAUCCCAUCUAAGUGGGCUAGCAAUUAGAUUUAGGGCAGUGUUUCCUCUUUUAGGGUAAAAUGGGAAAUAAUGGAAGAACAGGAUGACCAGAUGUCAUAACUGCAAAGGAGGACAAGGCACCGCAAAACAUAGGACAUUGAAGAAAAAUGUAGGCUAUUACAAAAUAAA